AUGAGCUACGCAGACACAGCGGCGGCGCUGCAGCAGGCGGCGGCCGCCGCCAAAUCCGCCACGGUGUUGCCAAGGUAUGUGCCCCCGACUGCACCUGUGGAGAAGGAUGCGGGCAAGAAGAAGGCCGAGAAGGAGCCUGCGGGGGCUCCCGCAGCCAAAGCGAACAAGAUGAAUGCAGGUGCCUUUACCAAGCUCCACCAGUCCAUGGGCACGCAGGAGUACAGCUGGUCCUUGCUGGCGUACAUGAUGCGCCCCGGCACCACCCUUUCGUCCGGCAGUGGUGGCAGUGGUGGCAGUGGUGGCAGCGGGGCCAUCAAGGCGCAGGCCACUACAACUUCGGCGGUUGCAAGCGCAAGUCGACCGGCAGGUUUCUCCGGGCUUUGGGCGCCCAUAGGUCAGAGCGUGCCACCUGGGCACACCGACUACUCCUGGCACCACGCAGACGCAGGCUCCAAGGGCUUCUCCACCCUUUGGGCGGCGAGUGGCACGGAGGUUCCUCCGGGGCACACCGCCUACUCCUGGGAGAAGGCAAUGGCUGCCACGCAGGCCAAGCCGAAGGAGAAGCCGAAGGAGAAGAAGCCGGAGAAGCCAAAGGAGGUCAAGGCCAAGGCGGAGGCUAAGGCUCCUGCGCCCAAGGCGGCUCCGCAGGUGAAUGGCAGCUCAUCCCCCUCCGAUGGGCAGGCCGCCCUGGCGAAGAUCGACCUGCGCUGCGGGCGGAUCCUCGAGUGCAGCAAAGUGCAGGACGCGGAUUCCCUCUACCUACUGAAGAUCAACGUGGGAGAAGAGCAGCCGAGACAGGUUGUGUCGUCUUUGGUAAAGCACUACAAAGAGGAGGAGCUGAAGAACAGACAGGUGGUGGUGUAUUGCAACAUCAAGCCCGGCAAGAUGCGGGGCCUCGAAAGUCAGGCGAUGGUCCUGGCGGCCACGAAGAACAAGGGCGCGGAGGACGAGGUGUGUGAACUCUUGGACCCUCCUGCUGGGUGCAAAGAGGGCAGCCGCCCGGUGGUGGGAGACCUGGAGAUUGGCAGCGCCUCGGAGGGCGUUAGCGUGAAGAACAUCUCCAAGGUCUGGGGACAGGUGCAGCCUUCCCUGCAGAUGAGCGACAAGGGCGAGGCCACAUUCGAGGGCGCGACGAUGAUGAUGAAAGAGGCCGGCCGAGGGCUCGGAGAAGUCAAGGAGAGAGAAGUGAGAAGCUUGGAGGAGGAGCUUCACAGCGCCUUGGGGGAAGCCAUUCCGUUCAGAGAACAGAUGGCCCAGGUGAUGUCCUGCGUGGUUCGUGUUGUCCAUGAGGAUAUGCGGCAUUCACACUGGGCUUCAAAGGCUUUCGAUCCGAAGUUGAUCUUCGAGUUGCAGGAGUUCAAUCCAGAUGAGCUGAAGGAUGAUGUGAUGCACUUGUUGGACACGCACUGCUCAGACCCCACGCUGACAGCAGAGAAGAUGGAGAGCUGGAAGGGUCCCCCAAUCGUCCGGAUCCUGAAUCGAUGGCUCCAUGCGGUUCAAUGCUUUGGCAGAGUUGGAGCAAAGCUGAAGCCCAAGCUGGAGGAGUUGAGGCGCAUGCACCUCGACCUGGAGGGCCUCAUGCGGGAGAAGACCCUGAUCGACAUGAAGAUGUUCUCGGAUUUGCUGGAGCAGGUCGCGGCAACGCGGAUGGAGGAGCCCGGCUUCCCCGGCUCCGGCGCGGAAGCCGCGGAUGCGGCGAGCACGGAGGUGGUGGCGAAGCCGGCGGACAAGGACGCGGCGGUGAGCCCGGUGCGCCUUCAAUCGCAGCCGGUCUUCUUCGGGAACUUCAGCUCCUUGGCAGGCGAAAGUGAUGUGGGCACUGCCACCGCGGGAGCCAGAACCAUCUCCAUCCCGGAGUCCGAGAAGUACGAAUGCAAGCCGCUGACGCCCUUCGAACGGAUCCAGAGUUCUUUGUCCGCGCCGGCGCGGUUCGUGUACUUCAAGGAGAAUGAGAAGAGGAAGCGAUUCAUCUUGCACAAAAGCGAGUACCGUGAAAAGACCUUCCAGCAGUCCAACACCUGCUCCUCCUCCUACAUCCAGCAUCACGAUUUCCAGCCACUGGUGCAGUGGUCCAAGCAGGGCAGCGACAGCCACUGGAGCCGCCCUGGCUAUGGUGGCGCAACGGACUCAGUCAAGCUGUCGAGCGGUGACUUCACGGACGACCUCAUGGUGGUCCAAGAGUAUGCCGGCUUCUGCCGGCACUUCAUGAUCUUCCCCAGCAGCCCUGCCAAGCUGAUUUGGGACGUCACCGGCGCCGCUCUUAUCGUCUAUGACCUCUUCACCAUCUCCAUGCAGGUCUUCGAUCCACCGGACACCCCCCUGACCACCUUCAUGCAGUGGCUGAUCUUGGUCUACUGGACGAUGAACAUGUGCGUGUCAUGCCUGGUGGGCUACAUCGACAAGGGCAUCUUCGUCAUGGUGCCCCACAAGGUGAUGUUUCACUAUCUGAAGACGUGGUUCGUCAUCGAUCUGGUGGUGGUGGGCACGGAUUGGGUCUUCAGCCUCUCGGAGAACGGGGGCUCUGCCGAGAGCUCGGUCAAGCUGCUGCGCUCUCUUCGGCUCUUUCGCAUGGUGCGGCUGGUGCGGAUCCUGCGGCUGCGGAAGACCAUGGAGAGCGUCAGCGAUUUGGUGGACUCCGAGUAUAUCAGCAUCAUCGUGAGCAUCUUCAAGAUGCUAGCGCUGCUUCUGAUUGUAAACCACGUCAUCGCCUGCUUCUGGUUUUGGAUCGGCGAUACUGCUCAAGGUUGGGUUGUGGCGCAUCACCUGGCGGGCGAGCAGUGGGAGUACCAGUACACCACCAGCCUGCAUUGGGCCAUUACACAGUUCACGCCGGCAUCGAUGCACGUCCAGCCUCAGAACAUUGAUGAGCGCGCCUUUGCCAUUUCUGUGGUGGUUUUUGCCCUGGUCGGCUUCUCCUACGUGGUCGGCAGCAUCUCCGGGUCCCUGGCGCAGCUGCGAGGUAUGACGGAGAAUCGGGCGCGGCAGUUCUGGGAGUUGCGCCGGCACCUGCGGAAGAACAAGGUGUCGAUCACGCUGUCUGCUCGAAUUCAGAAGUACGUGGAGCAUGUCAUGGAGAGCCAAGAGGAGAACGUGCCGGCGAAGGACGUCAAGCUCUUGGCGUUGCUUUCCGAGCAGCUGCAGAGUGAGCUGGAGUGUGAGAUUUGCAUGCCCCACUUCUCCGUGCACCCGCUCUUUGCGCGGCUCUGUGUGGUGUCGCGUGUCACCAUCCACCGCUUGGCCAACAACGCCAUCGUAAACAAGCAGUUGGCAAGAACGGAUACUCUGUUCAUUCCCGGCGAGACUGCCACGCACAUGUACAUUGUGGUCUAUGGGAGGCUGGUGUACAGCCGCAUGGACUCUCGGGGUGACGAGCACAAGGAGUUGGUGGACAAAGGAGAGGAUUGGAUCUCGGAGCCGGUGCUUUGGACACCCAGCUGGGUGCACCUGGGCCUGCUGAUGUCGAUGACAGAGAGUGAGCUCAUGGUGCUUGAUCCCACCCAGUUCGGCCGGAUCGUGAAUCUGAAUCCCGACGCGGCUGCUCUGGCGGGCACCUACGUGGUGAGCCUUGGGUAG
Effrenium voratum is the source of this 3573-nucleotide messenger RNA. The record is from the annotation of a GenBank genome assembly. Lineage: Eukaryota; Dinophyceae; Suessiales; Symbiodiniaceae.